UCCGGCGUCUCGGCCUGCAAGGCUCCAUACAGAUUCAGGCACGGCAUACAGAAGACAAUACUGUGAUAGCUUCGAGCUCUUGAGGUUGAUAUGCUUUGCAACUUCGACAACAUAAGGUACCACCAUCAUGUCUCGCAAGGUACCCCAAUACGAUGACUAUCGAGUCGCAGUACAACAAAUUAUCCUGUCCUCCUCUGACUCGGACUAUCUCGACCAACUGAUACCAGCUCUCAAAGAUGCUACGAAUUCCAAUCGAACACCAGGCCUCAUGCAGAGCUUGUCCCAGUAUGCCAACGAACGCGAGGCUGAUAUCGAACGAAUUGGUUUGACCAAACAUGACGAAUUCCUCCAGUCUGUCAACCAGCUACAGAAAGUCCGGGAGGGGACUGUAGCUCUUACAUCUGAGAUUCUACAGCUCAACCAGUCGAUACAAGCAAGCACCGAGAAGUUAGCGGCACAGAAGGAAGCGCUGGUGGAUACGAAAGCGAUUCGACAGAACAUUGCUGAAGCUGCGGAAGCUCUGAAGGAAUCAUUGAAGAUCUUACAUGCAGUGAAUCAAGCUCAUGAUCUGAUCAAGAAGAAGAAAUACUACGCAGCUCUGAAAGCGCUGGACGAUCUUCAGAACGAACAUUUGAUCCCUACAAUACAGAACAAAUAUGCUACGCAGCACAGGUUGGCGGAUAUCAUCCAGAAAUCCAUACCUUCUUCCCAAAAGGCUAUCUCGGAAGCUGUCAUGUCGGACUUGAAUACCUGGCUAUAUCGAAUCAGAGAGACCUCGCAGUUCCUUGGAGAGGUUGCUUUCUACCAUACAGAACUGCGACGGACUAGGCAGAAGGAACGCAUGGAGUCAGAUGAAUAUCUACGGAACUUCAAGCUCAAUUCUGCCAUUGAAUUAGUGUUUGACGAGAGUGAGGAGUUUGAUGUGCUGGACAAUGAGGAGCUUCAGGUUGACUUUACACCUCUGUUCGAGUGCUUGCAUAUCCAUGAAGCUUUAGGACAGAGCGAUAAAUUCAGAUCAGACUACGCGGCAACCCGAAGAAAGCAGAAAGAGCUGUUGCUUCCUACUGCUAUUAGUUUAGUCGACGACGACGAAAAUAGUUUGAGCAGUUUACUAGAAGGUAUUGCUGGCUUUGCCAUCAUCGAAAAGGCAACUAUGCGACGAGCUCACAAUCUACGUUCUCCAGUGGAUGUUGACGAACUAUGGGAUUCCAUGUGUCAGACUGCCAUUUCGCUGAUCACCAAGGCAUUGGACACCAUUGACAAUGCCGAGGUGCUCCUUAAAAUCAAGGGCGUCAUUGCUCUGUUCAUUCAAACCAUGGACGGCUGGGGUUAUUCUGUGACAACGUUGGACAACUUCUUGCUGACUCUGUUCGACAAAUAUGCUGAACUGCUCAAGAAGAGGUUCAGUGAAGAUUUCCAAGAGAUUGUCUCGACUGAUGACUACAUGCCCAUGCCGAUUAGCAAUUUGGAAGAAUAUGAUAAAGUCAUUAAUGUCAGUUGGUUCACGCCAGACAAACCAAGAGAAGAACUCACAUUUCCAUGCGUCCUACCAUUCUCUCAGAUGUAUCCUCUCUGUUGUAUAGACAUCAGAAAUUUCCUCAACCAAUUUUACUUCUUUUCGGAUGAUCAUUUCCAACAUCCGAAUGUUAUUGAUGAGACACUGAAGAAGUCUCUUGAUCAGCUUCUCUCGGAGAAAGUCUGCAGCUCGUUAGUUGAAAGAUUGAGUUCUCAGUACUUGGGCCAGAUUGUCCAGAUCUUGAUCAAUCUAGAGCAUUUCGAAACCGCGUGCCGAGAACUAGAGCAGCUCCUUAUUGCAGCUCGAUCGUCAAGCUCAGCAGGAGGACCAAUUGUAUUAGAUGCUACGGAGGAUUUCCGAAGCAACAAGAAGACUGCUGAAAAGCGAAUCUUCGAGCUUGUCAACUCAAAGAUCGACGAUCUAGUAGAGACAGCAGAAUAUGAUUGGAUGGCGCCAACACUCGAAACUGAGCCAAGCAACUACAUGCAGACCCUGACUCGCUAUCUCUCCAAUAUCAUGAACUCCACCCUCCUUGGACUUCCACGAGAAAUCAAAGAGCUGAUCUACUUUGACGCUCUUUCCCACGCAGCAAAUAUGAUCCUAGCAUUGCCUCUCUCUCCAGAAGUCAAGAAGAUCAAUCCUAAUGGUGUUGCUGCAUUGGCAAAGGACGUCACUUACCUCUCUGACUUCGUUGACACCCUUGAGAAUGCCCCUAUUCUCAAGGAGAAUUUGGACGAGUUGCAGCAGACAGUGCUGCUGAUGCAGACCGAGAACCCAGACGACUUCUACGACAUCUCGAUCAGGAACAAGAAAUUCGGACGAGUGGAUGCCAUGAAUGGACCUAAGAUCCUCGAGAAAAUCACUCAUUCUGUGAUGCAAAGUCCGUCAAGAACCGAUCGUCUGGGAAAUUUCUCAUCCAGAUUUGGCAUGAGAUAACCAAAUACUUGAUCGUUCACAUCACAAUUGGUCAUGAUUGCCAGGUAAAUGUGGUCAGAAAAUACAAUGCAAUCUGGGGUUUUUGUUCAUUACAUCCAAGCCAAGAAAAUGGCCAUUCGAGGGGGUACUAAUUGCCUCCGAACUCCAUUCCCAAAUCCUACGAAACCC
This is a messenger RNA of Mollisia scopiformis, 2620 nucleotides long. RefSeq names its product exocyst complex subunit Sec15-like protein. The transcript is spliced from 8 exons. Gene Ontology annotation, biological process: Golgi to plasma membrane transport; intracellular protein transport; exocytosis. Bases 128 to 2452 code for a protein of 774 amino acids. Gene Ontology annotation, cellular component: membrane; exocyst. The record is from RefSeq and is a predicted model, not a curated record. NCBI's taxonomy places the organism in Eukaryota, Fungi, Ascomycota, Leotiomycetes, Helotiales, Mollisiaceae.